AAGACGCAGCAGGCCGCACGGCAUUGUGGGAGAGGGAGAUUGGUCAGGGAGCCAUUGGGGACGCCGCCGAGAUGUGUUGAGGACUGGACAGGGCAGCCAUGAGCCUGAGCGCCGCCCUGUGCCUGCUGCUGAGCGCUGUCGGUGCGAGCGGCGCUAUUGUUUUCACCAAGCAGCCAUCUUCCCAGGAUGCUUUGCACGGCCGCAGCGCCUUCCUGCGCUGUGAGGUGGAGGAUCCUGCGCAGGUGGAGUUUGAGUGGCUGCAGAACGGGCUUGCUGUGAAGGACACUGAGCGGCGAUAUCAUGAUGGCGGGAGUCUGACUAUUACCGCCGUUGACCGGAGACUGGAUGCAGGAAAUUUCCAGUGCGUGGCGAGGGACCGGAGCAGCGGCGAGGAGGAGCGGAGCGCCAACGCCUCAUUCAACAUUAAAUGGAUAGAGAGCGGUCCGGUGUCCCUGCAGAGUCCGGGCAGCGUCAGCGACAUCCAGAGCCAGUCGCCGAUCACCCUGCGCUGUCACAUCGAUGGCCACCCCCGGCCAAUCUGUCAGUGGUUCAGAGAUGGAACGCCCCUGGUGGAUGAUGGGAGCGGCUAUUCUGUCAAUAACAAGGAGCGCACGCUGACGAUCCGCAGCGCAGGAGUCGACGACAGCGGCGAGUAUUACUGCUGUGCGCACAGCGCCGCCGGUGAGGUCUGCAGCAACCGCAACCUCACUCUCCACAUCAUCGAUGAGAGUUUCCCGCGGGCGGAGCUCGUACCCCAGGACCAGAUCGUGACGGAGAACGAGGACGCCAUGUUCCACUGUCGCUUCUCUGCCGAUCCGCCCCCAACUCUUGAGUGGUUCUUUAAAGACACUCAACUGACUAACAAGUCUCGCAGGAUCACACUCUUUCAGAAUGGCUCCCUGCUCAUCACCUCUGUGAAGCUCCGGAAUAACGGCACGUAUCGCUGCGUGGGCACCGGCCUGCGGGGGAAGCAGGUGGUCCUCCAGGCCACGCUCAGCCUUGAAGCGAUAGACGAGAUGCGUCCACUCUCCCCGCGGGUCUUCAUCGCAGACACCGUUCAGCGCAUCUCAUGUGAACGGCCGCGAGGUCAGCCGCCGCCAACCUUAUGGUGGACCAGAAGUGGGCAGCGAUUACCAGCGCAGGGCCGGGUGUACCAGGACGGCAGCGAUCUGGUCUUCAGUCCCGUCACUGAGGAGGACGCCGGAACCUACAGCUGCAUGGCCGCCAACACGGCAGGGAAGCGCCGGCAGGACGUGCAGGUCACCGUGGCAACACCUCCGGAGUGGGUGCAGAAACCGCAGGACACGGGGAUGGAUGAGGGAAGGUCCGGAUUUCUUCACUGCCUGAGCCGCGCUUCUCUGGAGCCAAGUGUCACCUGGUACCGCAAUGCAAUCCCGAUCUCGGCUGAGGACACGCGCUUUGAGGUCUUUCAGAACGGGACUCUGAAGAUUGUGAAUGUCGAGGUCUAUGAUGGCACAGUCUACACAUGUGUGAGCAGCACGCCGGCCGGCAGCAUUGAGGCGCAGGCGCGGGUCCUGGUGCUGGAGAAUUUAAAGUUCACACCCCCUCCGCAGUCCCAGCAGUGUGUGGAGCUGGACAAAGAAGCCACAGUGCAGUGCUCCGCCACCGGCCGCGAGAAGCCCACCGUACGGUGGCUGAAGGGAGAUGGGAGCGAUCUUCCUUCUCAUGUGGACUCUGAGGCCGGGCACCUGCGCUUCCACCGCGUCAGCCGCAGCGAUGCUGGGAAUUAUACGUGUACUGCUUCCAACCUCCAGCAAGGGGAGAUCCGGGCGUCUGUGCACCUCAUUGUGGCAGUGUACGUCAGCUUCAGAGUCGUCCCUGAGAACACCACCGUCUACCAGGGGCACACGGCCACGCUGCACUGCCAGGCUGCAGGAGACCCCACCCCGCACGUUCAGUGGAGAGGACGGGAAGGCUUGCUGGAUGCCACCAAGUCUUAUCACCGGAUCCAGAUCUUUCCUAAUGGCUCCCUGGUGAUCUAUCAGGUGUCCAGCGAGGACACUGGCAAAUACACCUGCAUAGCUGGCAACGUCUGCAAUAUCAAGCACCGCGAUACCUUCCUCUAUGUUGUAGAUAAGCCCAAUGUUUCGUCUGAUCCGGAUACCAGCACGCCCUACAAGAUGAUCCAGACGAUCGGGCUGUCGGUGGGAGCGGCGGUGGCCUACAUCAUCAUUGUCCUGGGCCUCAUGUUCUACUGCAAGAAACGGCGGAAAGCAAAAAGACUGGGCAAGAAUGAGGGCGAGGAGCCGGAGAUGGAGUGUCUGAACGGUGGAGCCGCUCUACAGAACGGACAGGCGACUGCAGAGAUCCCGGAGGAGGUGCCGCUGACCACCCUGGGGAACAAGAGGAUGAGCUCCGGGGACAGGAUGAACUUCCCCCGCAGCAGCCUCCACCCGAUAACCACGCUGGGUCGCGGGGAGUUCGGGGAGGUUUUCUUGGCGAAGGCUCAGGGCAUCGACUCGGGCUCCAGAGAUGCUGUGGUUGUGGUCAAAGCCCUGCAGACCCGCGAUGAGCAGCUGCAGAUGGACUUCAGGCGGGAGCUGGACAUGUUCGCCAAACUCAAUCACAAUAACGUGGUGCGGCUGCUCGGCCAGUGCCGCGAGGCUGAACCACACUACAUGAUGCUGGAAUACGUGGACCUAGGAGACCUGAAGCAAUUCCUGAGAAUCUCCAAGAGCAAAGACGAGAAGAUGAAGCCUCUCAGCACCAAGCAUAAGGUGGCGCUUUGCUCUCAGGUGGCGCUGGGAAUGGAGCAUCUCUCCAACCAUCGCUUUGUCCACAAAGACCUGGCCGCUCGGAACUGUCUGGUGAGCGCUCAGCGGGUGGUCAAGGUGUCCGCCCUGGGGCUGAACAAGGACGUGUAUAACAGUGAAUAUUACCACCUGCGCCAGGCCUGGGUGCCGCUGCGCUGGAUGCCUACAGAGGCCGUGCAGGACGACGACUUCUCCACCAAAUCUGACGUCUGGUCCUUUGGGGUCUUGAUGUGGGAAGUCUUUACCCUGGGAGAGAUGCCUUACACUGACAUGGCAGAUGACGGGGUGCUUGCUGGUCUACAGGACGGAUCCCUGAAGCUGAUGGCUCCGGAGAACUGCUCCUCACGUUACUACAAGCUGAUGCAGCGCUGCUGGGCCUCCAGCCCCAAAGAUCGCCCCUCGUUCAGCGACAUCGCCAACACGCUGGGAGACACCCCGUCAGACAGUAAGAUGUGAGGCGGGAGGACGUCACCAGGGACGAGCACAGAAUCUGCCUCAGGGAGGGCGAGCACCGGCCAGACAUUGUACCACGCUGCUGCAGUCUCCGGCUGGUUCUGGUGCUGACAUUAUGGACCUCAGUGGGGGGGGUGGGCUUCCCUCCAUAA
Messenger RNA from Bufo bufo (common toad), 3379 nucleotides. It is a transcript of the gene PTK7, whose product is annotated as protein tyrosine kinase 7 (inactive). Bases 99 to 3230 code for a protein of 1043 amino acids. Gene Ontology annotation, cellular component: axon; plasma membrane. Gene Ontology annotation, biological process: protein phosphorylation; homophilic cell-cell adhesion; axon guidance. The record is from RefSeq and is a predicted model, not a curated record. Gene Ontology annotation, molecular function: ATP binding; cell-cell adhesion mediator activity; protein kinase activity. The transcript is spliced from 20 exons. NCBI's taxonomy places the organism in Eukaryota, Metazoa, Chordata, Amphibia, Anura, Bufonidae.